Molecule: messenger RNA, 1169 nt
Organism: Musa acuminata subsp. malaccensis (wild Malaysian banana)
Lineage: Eukaryota; Viridiplantae; Streptophyta; Magnoliopsida; Zingiberales; Musaceae
Product: 2-hydroxyisoflavanone dehydratase-like
Molecular function (GO): hydrolase activity
Source: RefSeq, a predicted model, not a curated record
CUCUCUCUCUCUCUCUCUCUUUCUCUCUCUCGCUCCAGUGUACCAAUCUAUCUUUAUAAGUACGUGUGAAGCUUCACCAAGAAGGAGAAAAGUUAUUGCGCGCCUACGCUGAUCCUGGUGGACUGAAUAGCUAAUACCAACAUCCUUGCUGUAAUGGCUAGACUAAUUCCCGCCGUAGUCCAUGACUUCUCUCCUUACUUCCGUGUCUACCAAGACGGCUCCAUAGAAAGGCUUGUCACAGAGGAGCACACGCCGGCGUCGAUCGACCCCCACACGGGCGUUACAUCCAAGGACAUCUCCAUCUCCACAGACGUCUCGGCGCGUCUCUACCUACCCAAGCUCGCAGAGGCUCGCCACAAGCUUCCGCUCGUCGUCUACUUCCGCGGCGGCGCCUUCUGCAUGAUGUCAUCCUCCUCACCCACUCUCCACGCCCACCUCAACUCCCUCGUCGCCGAGGCCAACGUCGUCCUGGUCUCGGUGGACUACCGGCGAGCCCCGGAGCACCGCAUCCCCGUCGCCUACGACGACUCCUGGGCCGCGCUGGAAUGGGCGGCCUCCAACCGCGGCGUCGGCGCCGAGCCCUGGCUGGUGGACCACGUCGACUUCGACCGAGUGUUCCUGGCCGGCGACAGCGCCGGCGGGAACAUAGCGCACAACCUGGCCAUGCGUGCAGGUGAGAGGGAGCUGCCGCACGGCGUGAAGCUGUCCGGGAUCGUGCUGGUGGACCCUUACUUCUGGGGCUCAAAGCCGACGGCGUCAGAGGAGGCCAACCCGGAGAUGACUGCCCGUCUCGACCAGUUGUGGCCGAUGGUGUGCCCGUCGUCAGCGAGCGGGAACGACGACCCGCGCGUCAACCCGGUGGCGCCCUCGGCUCCGAGCCUGGCCGGGCUGGCUUGCGCGCGUCUGCUGGUUUGUGCGGCGGAGAAGGACGCCAUGAGGGACCGGGCCAGGAUCUACCACGAGGCUUUGAGGAAGAGCGGAUGGAGUGGGGAGGUGGAGAUGUACGAGACUGCAGGGGAGGAUCAUGGUUUCUAUUUCUCUCAUCCUAAUGGACAGAACGCUAAGCUGCUCGUCAAAAGAAUUGCCACCUUCUUAUGCAGCACAAGCAACUUGGCCAUGUACAAGUGAUAUAUAUACAUAUACAUAUAUGUAUAUAUAUAUAUAUAUAC